This is a messenger RNA of Leishmania braziliensis MHOM/BR/75/M2904, 261 nucleotides long. RefSeq lists its product as hypothetical. Bases 1 to 261 code for a protein of 86 amino acids. The record is from RefSeq and is a predicted model, not a curated record. The transcript has a single exon. Lineage: Eukaryota; Euglenozoa; Kinetoplastea; Trypanosomatida; Trypanosomatidae.
AUGACACAGACACCGCCACCCGCAACCGAAACGCCUCUCACAAAGUUACCUCGGUACUUUCCUACAUCAUGCAUGCAGUGCACAACACAGACGGGCGCCUUCUUCCGUUGCUUUGAAGAGCACGCAGUCAUGAUGAACGAUCAUGAUGUGACAACCGCCAAGACGUCCCUGCAGCACUGCCAGCCAGAGCUGCGGGAGUACAUGACCUGCAUGGAGAACUACUUUGCAGCGAAUAAGAAACCGUGGUGGAAGGUAUGGUAG